Arctia plantaginis is the source of this 249-nucleotide messenger RNA. Lineage: Eukaryota; Metazoa; Arthropoda; Insecta; Lepidoptera; Erebidae. The record is from the annotation of a GenBank genome assembly.
AUGGAGACGCGUGAAAUUGCUACCAUUCCUGUUUUGGAGGCUAACGAUUUAAAGUCAUUUAUAGAAAAAGUUGAAGCCAUCGAAAAAGUCAAGACGCAGAAACAAUUGGACCCGGUCAUCAAUGUUGAGAACAGUAAAAUAAACAUACCUGUCCAUAACUACUGCUUGCUUGAAAAGCGUAGCAAUGAUCUGAAGAAAACGCAGAGCUUAUCAAAACCUGAAGUGACAAUUGUAACGAACAAAAAAUGA